UCUACUUUGUUGUUGUCUACAUCUCGUUAACAUUUUCUUUCUUUCUUUUCAAAGUCUCUUUAUACACCAAACCAAACCAAACCAAACCUGACAUUCAUUCGUCAAAACAUUCCUAUCUCUCUUUCUUUCUACAGUAAUGGAAGACAAAUUCACCCUUGAUAAAUAGUUAUUUUCUCCUCAGAUUCCUCUAAAUUUGUCAAAGAUUCUUCUCAGUUCGUUGACUAACCAUUAGAUCUUCUUCUCCUAUAUAUAUUUAUAGCUAUCUUUCUUCCUUGAUUGAUUCAAGUUUUGAUUCUUCUUAGUCACUUUCUGAGCUUUUCAGGGUCUUUAUUCUUCUUUCCUGUUUCUUGCUGAUGAGUUGGUAUUCUUUUGCCUGAUAUUGGGAAAAAAGAGAAUAUUAAAAAUAUGGAGUUGAUUGAAGGAGUUGGAGAGAGUUCUACACCGUUACGGAACUCUUUUGGUGGUGGUGGUGGUGGUGGUGGUGGUUUUAGUGCACAUGAUGUAAGAGUUGAUGUAUAUAAUAAGCUGGUUGAGAAUGGAAACGAUGAGGUUGUUUAUAAUCCGGAGUUUCGUCAUCAAUUGGAUGCUCACUUUAAUCGAUUGCCGGCUCGGUAUGGACUAGAUGUGAAUAUGGAUAGAGUCGAAGAUGUGUUAAUACAUCAGAAGCUUCUUGCUGAAGCAAUGCUCCCGGGGAGGUGUCCUGUUUUCCAUGUUCGAUUUUUGGAGAAUAUUAUGACAAAAGCAGAUGAAAAUGGUGAUAUUCAACAGCCAACAAAAGUGCCAUCUGCUUCGACAGCAAGCUUAAAUGCAGAAGACGAAGGCAUUUUGCCAUCAAAUAACAGCACUUCUGCAAGUAGAAACAGAAAUAGUGAUGUUGAUUUCGAACCUUGCUCAAAGCUUGAGGACUUGAAUUUGGAUAUUAGGAUGAUUGCUGAAGGAACCGAGAGAAACAAUGCCAUAGAGAAUUUAUCUAUGAGGCAAGAAGUUCCAUAUGCAUCAAUACAUGAAAUUAUAUUUUCUACCCUUGACAAGCCCAAGCUUCUUAGUCAGCUAUCUGCUUUGCUCUCCGACAUAGGACUAAACAUCCGUGAAGCUCAUGUCUUCUCAACAAUUGAUGGCUACUCUUUGGAUGUGUUCGUCGUAGAUGGAUGGGAAUCUGAGGACACAGAUGGGUUGCAUAAAGCGCUGGAGGAAGCAGUUGCUAGGAGCGAGGGAACCUGGUCUGGUUCUUCCCCUUCUCAUUCAGGCUUGGAGAAGGCACUAGCAAUAGAACCAAAAUGUGGCGAUUGGGAAAUCGAUAGGCGAUUGUUGAAGAUAGGAGAUAAAAUAGGAUGUGGAUCUUGUGGAGAUUUAUGUCGUGGAGUUUAUCUGGGUCAAGAUGUUGCUGUUAAGGUUCUUAAACCUGAACAUCUGAAUGAAGCUUUGGAGGCAGAAUUCGCACAAGAAGUAACAAUCCUAAGAGAGGUUCAACAUAAAAAUGUUGUUCGUUUCAUUGGUGCCUGCACAAAGUUUCCAAAUUUGUGCAUUGUAACAGAAUAUAUGCCUGGAGGAAGUCUUUACGACUUUCUGCACAAGCAUCAUAAUGUCUUGGGACUUGGUCAUCUGUUGGAAUUUGCAAUCGAUAUUUGCAAAGGAAUGGAGUAUUUGCACCAAAAAAACAUAAUUCAUAGGGAUCUGAAAACAGCCAAUCUGCUGAUGGAUAUUGAUCAUGUUGUAAAAGUGGCAGAUUUUGGUGUCGCUCGUUUCCAAAGUCAAGGAGGGGAAAUGACCGCAGAAACUGGAACAUACAGAUGGAUGGCACCUGAGGUUAUAAAUCAUCAACCGUACGAUCAGAAGGCAGAUGUUUUCAGUUUUGCUAUCGUGUUAUGGGAGCUUACAACGGCAAAGGUGCCAUAUGAUACAAUGACCCCUUUGCAAGCUGCCCUAGGAGUUAGACAGGGUUUGAGACCGUCAAUACCAGAAAACGCAAACCCCAGACUACUGGACUUAAUGCAAAGAUGCUGGGAAGGGGUUCCCAGUAGCCGGCCUUCGUUUUCAGAGAUAAUAUCAGAGCUCGAGGGAAUCCUCCAAGAAGUUAAGGCAGCUUCAGAAACGUCAAAGCACACUACUAACAAUGUUGAUUCGUAACUAAUUCUACCGGCUUUCCUUUGCGAUUUUCUUGAGUGCUGGUUGUACAGUUCUUUUUUGUUCCUUGUCAUACUUGUUUUACUUAAAUGGGUCUAUCAGAAAGUUAUAGAGGUGAAAUAGGAUGAGAGGAAAAUAGGUAAAGGUGUGGCAAUUCAAUUUACACGGAAAAAAAAGAAAGUAUAUGAAGAUGGUUCCUUUUGUUGUGUCUGGUAGCUGUCAAAUGUUCUUUUUGUAAUAGAUAAGAUAUUUCUUUCUUUACAUUAAGACCUUUGUGUAAAAAAAAUCAAUCUGUAAUGUGAUAUUUUUCCAUAGAUAUUCUGUUACAUUGCAAA
Papaver somniferum (opium poppy) is the source of this 2459-nucleotide messenger RNA. RefSeq names its product serine/threonine-protein kinase STY8-like. The coding region runs from base 406 to 2127 and encodes 573 amino acids. Lineage: Eukaryota; Viridiplantae; Streptophyta; Magnoliopsida; Ranunculales; Papaveraceae. Gene Ontology annotation, molecular function: ATP binding; protein kinase activity. Gene Ontology annotation, biological process: protein phosphorylation. The transcript has 16 exons. The record is from RefSeq and is a predicted model, not a curated record.